This is a messenger RNA of Urocitellus parryii (Arctic ground squirrel), 5514 nucleotides long. NCBI's taxonomy places the organism in Eukaryota, Metazoa, Chordata, Mammalia, Rodentia, Sciuridae. The record is from RefSeq and is a predicted model, not a curated record.
AUGGACUCCAGCAUCCUGGGGCUCCUGGUCUCUGCCAAGGACGUCCCAGCAGGACGCAGCCAGAGACUGCGUGAAGAGUCAGCAACAGCCACUGCCCAGCUGCCCACCCCCGGCCGGAUGGCUCCAGAGCCGGCAGCUGGGCUGCAGGAUAACUCACAGCCGAUCAACUGCUGUGUCUGCAACACCUACAGCGUUCUGUGGAAGACACUGCCCUGUUUGGCAUCUCCCCUGGCCUUUGAGCAAGAGGGCCCCGGGGAGGACCCCAGCCCUGCCCUCAUCCUGGCCUUCAACCUCACCAUUGCCCUGACCUUUUGUGGCACUGGCACAUGCCGCUAUCUGCCCCGCCUCCAGAUGUUGUCCCAGAAGCCCACCCUUCCUUCCACAGUGGCAAUUACGGCAGAGUGUGGGGCACGGGUGGCGCAACAGGGGCAGGGCCACCACCCCUACAUAAAGCAUGUGGGACUGGCACUCAGGCGCAGCGCUGGCAGUGGCAGGACGGCUGGGAGCCCAGCAGAGGUGCCCGGCCAGCAGUUCCUCUCCAGCGGCGACACCAUGCUGGGGCUCUGGCUGCUGCUGCUGCUGCCCCACGGGGGAGCCCUGCUCAGCACAGACCCCACGACGGGAAAUACCACUGACCCCAACGCUGAGGGAAGCCUACAGUCCACCCUGGAAAAGGGCUGGUGUUCCUCAUGGGGGGCUGGCCACUUCUCCACCUUCGACCACCAUGCCUACGACUUCCUGGGGACCUGCAACUACAUCUUUGCGGCCAGCUGCCAGGGUGCCUCACCUACCUUCAGCAUCCAGCUGCGGCGAGGGGCGGACGGGAACAUCUCUCGGAUCAUUGUGGAGCUAGGGUCCUCCGUCGUCACCGUGAAUGAGACGACGAUCUCCAUCAAGGACAUCGGGGUGGUCAGCCUGCCCUACACCAGCCAGGGGCUCCAAAUCACACCCUACGGCCAGAGUGUGCAGCUGGUGGCCAAGCAGGUGGAGCUAGAGCUGGUGGUCAUGUGGGGCCCAGACGCCCACCUCAUGGUGAGGACUGGGGGCCUGGGCAGGGGCACACGGGCCCAAGGUACAGGUCUCAGGAGGAGCUGCCCUCCUUGGGCAGGGGUCUCAACCUGCUCUGACCCUAAUUGGCAGUACACAGCACCCACCCUGCAGGUUCUGGUGGAGAGGAAGUACAUGGGCCAGAUGUGUGGGCUGUGUGGGAACUUCGACGGGAAGACGGACAAUGAGUUUCUGAGCGAGGAUGGCACACUCCUGGAGCCCUAUAAGUACGCUGCACUCCAGAAGCUGGAUGACCCCAAUGAGAUCUGCACCUUUGAGGCCAUCCCCAGGCCCCCCGUCCUGCAGGCUACACAUGUCGGGAACUGCACCCAGCUGCUGACCCUGGUGUCCCCUGAGUGCGAUGUGCCCAAGAAGCCCUUGGUGCUGAGCUGCCAGGUGGACAUGGCUACAUGUGCCCAGCCGGGCCAGCAGAACUGCAGCUGUGCCACUCUGUCAGAGUACUCCCGCCGGUGCAGCAUGGCACACAGGCCUGUCAGCAACUGGCGGGGCCCCGGCCUCUGCUCCGUGGGCCAGUGCCCAGCCAACCAGGUGUAUCAGGAGUGUGGCACGGCCUGCAUCAGGACCUGCUCCAACCCACAGCACAGCUGCUCCAGCCCCUGCACCUUUGGCUGCUUCUGCCCCAAAGGAAUGGUACUCAAUGACCUCUCCAACAACCACACCUGCGUGCCGGUCAGCCAGUGCCCCUGCCUGCUCAACGGAGUCGUCUACAGCCCUGGGGAGGUCGUGAGGGCUGCCUGCCAAAGCUGCCAGUGCACCAUGGGCCACUGGACGUGCACAGGGCAGCCGUGCCCAGGCCACUGCUCUCUGGAAGGCGGCUCCUUUGUCACCACAUUCGAUGCCAGGCCCUACCGCUUCCACGGCACCUGCACCUACAUCCUCCUCCAGAGCCCCCAGCUUCCCAACGAGGGCACGCUCAUGGCCGUGUAUGACAAGUCGGGCUACUCACACUCAGAGACGUCGCUGGUCGCCAUCGUCUACCUGUCCGGGCAGGACAAGAUUGUAAUCUCCGAGGACGAGGUGACCAACAAUGGAGACGCCAAGUGGCUCCCCUACCAGACCCGCAACAUCACCAUCUUCAGACAGACGUCUACCCACCUCCAGAUGGCCACCACCUUCGGGCUAGAGAUCGUGGUCCAGCGUCAGCCCGUCUUCCAGGUGUACAUCACCCUCGGGCCGCAAUUCAGAGGCCAGACCAGAGGGCUCUGUGGCAACUUCAACGGGAACACGACCGAUGAGUUCACAAGCAGCGCAGGCAUUGACGAGGGCACAGCUGCGCUCUUCGUGGACUCCUGGCGGGCGGGGAACUGCCCGGCUGCCCUGGAACGGGAGAUCGACCCCUGCUCCAUGAGCCAGCUCAACAAGAUGUACGCAGAGACCCACUGCUCGGUGCUGCUAAAGAAGGACGGUGUGUUCGAGAAGUGCCACGCCGUGCUGGACCCCAAGCCUUUCUACAAGAGGUGCGUGUACCAGGCCUGCAACUAUGAGGAGACCUUCCCGCACAUCUGCGCAGCCCUGGGCGCCUACGUGCGCGCCUGCUCCUCCCAGGCGGUGCUGCUCGGGGACUGGAGGGACAGCGUGGACAACUGCACCAUCCCUUGCACCGGCAACCGCACCUUCAGCCAGCAGAGCCAGGCCUGUGACCACACCUGCCUAUCCCUGUCCAACCGCGAGGUGGAGUGCCACCCCAGCGCAGUGCCCGUGGAUGGCUGUAACUGCCCUGACGGCACCUACCUGGACCACAGGAAUGAGUGUGUGCGCAAGGCCCAGUGCCCCUGCCUGCUGGAGAGUCACAAGUUCAUCCUGGCCGGCCAGUCCACCAUGGUCAACGGCAUCAUCUGCCACUGCAUCAAUGGACGGCUGAGCUGUCCAGGACAAUCGCAGGUGUUCUUGGCUUCCUGCCCAGCCCCCAAGUCAUUCCAGUCCUGCAGCCAGUCCUCAGAGGACAAGUUUGGGGCCGCCUGUGCCCCCACGUGCCAGAUGCUGGCCACCGGCAUCACCUGUGUGCCCACUAAGUGUGAGCCUGGCUGCGUCUGUCCUGAGGGGUUCUACGAGGAUACCAGUGGGCAGUGUGUGCUCCCCGGGCAGUGCCCCUGUGACUUUGCGGGGGUCUCCUACCCCGGGGGUGCUGUGCUCCGCACCGACUGCAAGAACUGCACCUGCUCACAGGGGAAGUGGACCUGCCAGCAGAGUGCCCAUUGCCCAUCUACCUGCAUUCUCUAUGGGGAGGGCCACAUAAUCACUUUCGACGGGCAGCGCUUCGUCUUUAAUGGCAACUGCAAGUACACUCUGGCCACGGAUGACUGUGGUGCCAACUCCCAGCCCAGCUUCAAGAUCCUGGUGGAGAAUGUCGUCUGCGGGAAGUCGGGGGCAACCUGCUCCCGAGCCAUCCAGAUCCUCCUGGGCGGCCUGACUAUCACGAUGGCGGACAGAAACUACUCCAUCAGCGGGGAGAACUCCCAGGUGCACGUGCUGGUGAAGCCCAGCUCCUUGAACCUGGUUCUGGACGUAGAUAUCCCCAACCGGCUCAACAUGACGCUGGUCUGGAACAAGCACAUGAGCGUCUCCAUCAGGGUCCAUCGCGCCUCCCAGGACGCCCUCUGUGGCUUGUGUGGCAACUGCAAUGGGAACAUGAAGGAUGACUUUGAGACACGCAGCAAGUACGUGGCAUCCAACGAGUUGGAAUUCGUGAACUCAUGGAAAGAGAGCCCGCUGUGCAGUGACGCGAGCUACGCAGAAGACCCCUGCAGCCUCAACCCCUUCCGCCGCCCCUGGGCAGAGCGCAAGUGCAGCAUCAUCCACAGCCAGACCUUCACAGCCUGCCACAGCAAGGUCUACCGCAUGCCCUACUACGAGGCCUGCGUGCGGGACGCCUGCCUGUGCGACAAGGGUGGGGACUGUGAGUGCCUGUGUGACGCAGUGGCCGCCUACGCCAAGGCCUGCCUGGACAAGGGCGUGUGCGUGGACUGGAGGGCCCCAGACUUCUGCCCCAUCUACUGCGACUUCUACAACACCCACUCGCAGGUGGGCGACGGCAAGUUCCAGUACACGCAGGAGGCCAACUGCACGUGGCACUACCAGCCCUGCCUCUGCCCUGGCCGCCUGGACAGCUUCCCAGACACGAAUGUCGAAGGCUGCUACAACUGCUCCCAGGAUGAGUACUUCGACCACCGCACGGGGACCUGUGUGCCCUGCAACCACGUCCUCACCCAGCUCCAGCUCAGAGCAGAGCCCCCAGGCCUGACAGGCCACACGGAGGUCAACAGCCACAGGACUGACAGUGACGGAAGCCAUAACACAGGCCACAGCAGCUCCCGAGAGCCAAGGCACAAAGUCCACAGCUCAGUCCACAGCCAGAACCACAGAGGCCCCACCAAGCUCAAGACCAGGAACGCUUCCCAGCCCAGGAACGUCCCUCCCGACCACCAGUGCAUAUCCAACUUCUACUGGCCACAAGUCCUCAGUUACCUCUCUGGGUACCACGCUGUCCACCAUCUCUCUCACACCAACAUCUCAGAGCCUCACCAGCCCGACCAGCCCAGAGCUGUUAUGGAGUACCUCCAUCCCAAGGCCAAUCGACACCAGUCUUUCAACCACAGCCGCGAAGCCUACUGGACCCAGAAGCACUUCACCACUGAUGACCUCGUCUACCUGGGCCUCCACCCAGGCCCACUGGUCUUUCCACACUGCCAGCACGUCAUUUCAUUUGCGCAGCUCUUCUUCUCCCUUGUCCUCCAUUUCUACCUCCAGUUCUACUCUGUCCCCCGCAGCCUCACCAUCUGCACUCCGGAGUCUUUUCACCACGUCUGUUUCUGUAGAGACUAUACAUCCUUCCACACUUUUGCCCAAGGCCUCAUCCACAUCCUCCCUGCCUACUUCUUCUCUAACCUCUUCCUCUCCCUUUUCCGCCCUGCCGUCAUCGAGAUCGCCUCUUACCACCUCGUCCACCUCAGUCCCUUCAACCUCCCCCACUGCUCCCCCACUGUAUGCACCUACCAGCAGUUCCAUCCCUCCGGCUCCAUUUUCCACUGCGUCCACGACCUCCAUGCCAAGCCUUGUGUCUUCGACCUUGGGGAUGACAAGCUCAACAGUUUCUCCUACUACCAACCUGACCAGCAGUCCUCCUGGUACCUCCAGGCUGCUGACGUCCAUGCUCCUGUCCAGCUACGAGCCUGCAGUGUGCAGGAACAUGAACAGGAAAUCACCUACCAGGGGUGCACAGCAAACGUGACCCUGACCCGCUGCGAGGGUGCUUGUGCCUCUUCCGUCAGCUUCAACAUCACCACCCAGCAGGUGGAUGCUCAGUGUAGCUGCUGCUACCCGCUCAACUCCUACAAGAAACAGCUCCUACUGCCCUGUCCAGACCCCAACGCACCAGGCCAGCAGCUCAAGCUCACCUUGCAGGUGUUCAGCAGCUGUGUGUGCAAACUCUCGCACUGCAAAGACUAG